Drosophila grimshawi is the source of this 6016-nucleotide messenger RNA. It is a transcript of the gene stum, whose product is annotated as protein stum. The coding region runs from base 30 to 5741 and encodes 1903 amino acids. The record is from RefSeq and is a predicted model, not a curated record. Gene Ontology annotation, cellular component: sensory dendrite. Gene Ontology annotation, biological process: sensory perception of mechanical stimulus; taxis; proprioception. Lineage: Eukaryota; Metazoa; Arthropoda; Insecta; Diptera; Drosophilidae. The transcript has 11 exons.
GUUAGAGAGAGCAGCCCAAAUGUGUAAACAUGCAGCAAACAUUGUCAUAUUCAUCAUCGCCAUCACCGACACUCAUCUCGGCGCCAAUCCGACCCCGCUCCACAACGGACACAGCCACAGCAAUCCCAGUCCCUGUUUCAUUCCCGAUCCCAGUACCAGUUACAGUCACAGCCACACCAGCCAUAAUAUCCGUCGACUAUAGCUACGAUCCCAGGCGCAUUAUGUCGCCAUCUACGCAUAGCAAUGGCAAUUAUACUGCCGAGGAUCAGCUGUAUAUGGAGAACAAGACGAUGACGACGAUGACAUCCUCUCAGCUCAAUCAGCCGUAUAGUAGCCUCUUUGGUGAUCCAGUGCCCCCACCGCAGCCAGAGGAUUACUUUGGCACCGCUGCUUUCGAAACGAUACAUGCCUCAUCCAUUGAUAUGCCCAGCUCCGAGGAGGAUACUCUGGUCGCAGCGGUGGCUCUAAAUGCCCUCACCGGAAAUGAGAGUUGUCGCAGGCUCUUCUCCAAUGUGCCUUAUUGCAACACCAACACCAUCAGCACCUGCCGUUCCCAGCCUUUACCACGCCUCCAACCACCGGAUAUACAAAUUCUGCCCAAUUCGAGUGCUGGCUCUAGUGGCUCCGAUCAACUUGAUUCGCCCAAUUUUAUGCUCCUAACACCACUGGACAAUGUCAGCAAGCCGGUUGGCUAUGACAACCAAUACGAUGAGCAGGCAACCCAAGUUUCCGAGGAGGAACAGGAACAGCAGCAGCAGCAGAGUAAACUUAGACCCAGAUCGGAAUCGUAUGCGAGCAGUGGCUUGGAUUGGUAUCGACCCGUUUCGCAGCAUUUUGCCGAGUUUAGUCGCAUCCCAAAACUGCGACCCAGCUCCAAAAUGGUCAUGUCCAUUAAGCACGAAGAGAUGCCCCUCUCCCCGCUAGCCACCAUGUUGCAGGACUCCACGAACUCGAGCAGCAGCGGCGACGAUCAGUUGCAGGACAAACAAAUGUCGUCCAGUCUAGACAGGAAUCUAAUACUCUCGCCCAAGCAGUAUCUCCAACAGCAACAACAAAGGGAAUUGCUGCGGGAGUUAAACGAGAGGCAGCUGAUUGAGAGCAUGCGUUCCUACGGCCUGGAGACGCCCAUAUCACACAGAUCACAUCACAGUCUAAUGCCCGAAUCGAGCAUAGAGCGGGCAACACCAGAUGAGGAGCCGGAGGAGCAGCAGGAAGAUCAGGAGCUGGAGGAGUUGCAGUCUCACUUGCAGACUAUGUCCCCGGUGGUCAUCAAGGACUCAGUCUCCACAGGCGGUGAUUAUCGCGUGGGCGAUACUAGACUCCACAAGAAGUCCUCAUUCACCAUACUCUCCGUGCGCUCGCCCAAAUCCUCGCCACAACGCACUGAUCGCCAUCCUUCGAUUCAGUCCACAACUACCUCAUCUCAAGCGCCGGCUCAGACUGCGCCACAGUUGAGGCCACGCCGCAAAUCGUUGGCUGGUAUGCGCUUGCCCCAACUGCCGUUGCCAGCAGCUCCAACGGAUGAUUCGCCACGUCCCUCGGUGCAGUUCAAUAUGUCUGGGCGUUAUAGUCCGAACAAGCUGGCCAUGCCCACAAAGGGCAUACUACAGCAGCGGGAUUCAUUGACCUCAUCCGUGGACACCACAUAUACGCCUCGCAUCCAACGACGUGGAUCUACUUUUGGCCAGCAGCGCAUCAAGAGUCUGGAGACGUUACCGUUGAUCACGGAUGCCUAUCUACGCAGCGCCAUACCACGAUUUCAUAGAUCCAACAUGGAACUGGAUAAGGAGCCGGCAAUUAUACCACCGGGCUCACUGCCACGUCCGUUCAAGCCAAAUCCGAAUCCGACGCGCAAACAGCGUGGAUUGCUGAGCAUCAUCAAUAAAGAGGAGAAGGAAGAGCAAGACCGUUUCUCCCCCCUUCAACCCCGCUCCAAUUGGCUGAGUCUGGACGAUCUGACGCUGGAGCAGCGUUUGAGGAAGUCCGCCUUCGAUCCCCGGCAUCGUCGUCGCUCCAGCUCCACAUCGCCCGAGCGUCGCAGCUCAACGCAAACAGCCUCGGAUCGACGCAGUUCGAAUUUAAGUAGCAUCACCACCUCCGACUUUAGUUUCCGCCGACCCACGCUCUCAACACUGCCAGCAACAACAACCAUAACAGGAACAGGAUCAACUGCUCCUCGUAGAAAAUCCAUUUAUCAAACACCUAAAAAGUCUCCCCGUCGCAAAUCGAUUACCAGCAUGGAUUUGAAACAACUCGGUAAACGCACCAAGAUUGCUAAGCCCUCGACUCUCUCGCCGAUCAUUGGCACCCCGAACAAGGACAGCGGCAAGGACAGUCCCCUGCAUGGUGAUGCCUAUGAGGCAGCUCAUCUCGACACAGCCUCCGAGCUGUCGCUGCUGCGCCGUCGCGAUUCCACAUCCCGCAUACCAGUGCGUAACAGUCCACGUGACUCGCUGCCCAACAGUCGCUCUACAUCACCACUCAAGGAUCCACUCUCGACACUCUCCGGUCGCAAUUCGCAGGCGAGCAACAGUCGCUCGCCAUCGCAGGCAACGACUAGGAGCGGUGGCAUGGAUAUACGUGGCAUGGACAUUCGAUUGACGCCCAAUCGUCGCAGUGCGCCUGCUUCCAGAUCCAACUCUCGACUGGCCCAGGAUAACUCCCGAACUGACUCGAGGGCUGAUUCUCGGGCAAACUCCAGAGCGAACUCCCGAGCUGAAUCCCGAGCUGACUCCCGAGCCAACUCCCGGGCGAACUCCCGUGCCGAGUCCCGAGGUGACUCCCGCGUGAACUCUCGUGCUGACUCCAGAGCUAACUCCCGUGCUGAUUCCAGAGCUGACUCCCGGGCCAACUCGCGUGCCGACUCCCGAGCUGAGUCCCGUUUGAGCGUACGCUCUUCCAUGCGUUCCACUCCCUCCAUUUCACCGGCAGCCGGCAACAACACACGCAACAGUCGUCAGAUGGACACCACGCCCAAUCGUCGAAAAUCCAUAUCGACAAGUCCCAAAACACCAACAGCUAAAGCAACGCCAAGACGCAGAAUGUCACCAAGUCCUACGGCAAAACGUGGUAAGCCCAGCAAGCAGACACCCAAAGAAACCACAUCGAUUGGACCACGUCGCAAUUCGCGUUCCCGCAUACCCACGAGGAGCGCAAGUGCAUCCAAGACCAGUUCACCCGCCCAGAAAGUGACAGUGGCGCCAGUUACCCAAACAGGCGACAAGGCAAAGGGCAAAAAGUCAGCUCAGACAGUUCAGUCCAGGAAGGUCAGUCCCAAGGCAAAGUUGAGCAGCUCCAAAGCAGAAAGUGCCAAAAAGAAGAUCUCGUCCAUAAGCAAACUGGAGCGUAAUGGAAGUAAAACCCCGGCAAAAGUCACUUCCAAGAAGCCAGCGAAGCCGCAGAAACUGGAACAGGCAACAGCAACUAAGACCAAUGGAAAAAGUGGAUUACCCAAACCCCUAAAGCGCGCCGGAUCCCAGCAGAGCAUUAAGAAACCCCAAACACAAACCCAACCCCAAGAAAAUGAGUCGAGCAAACAAGCCAAGCAGAAGAUCUCCACGGAAAGGGAGGAGAUCAAGGCCAAGGACAACACUGCGGACAGCAGUAAGCCAUUGGCUAUGCAUGUGGGGAAUGCCGUACAACAGGCGGCAGAUGCUCUACCCGCUGUCCGCAGCGAGGUGAAUGCAACGCCAUCGAAAGGCGGCGGCAUCCAGCGACAAGGCUCCAAUAUGUCCACAUUGGUCCGCAUGAGUUCCCGGCUCAGCCUGAUUAGCAAUAAGAAACGUGGAGAUUCCGCACACAAUCGCAAAGUGUCCACGGUGCCGGAACAGACAACUGAGGCAGAGGUUGCUGCCGCAAAGGCUGCUUCUCCUCCAGCUGCAACAAGUUCCGAUGCAAAAUUGGAGGCUAAAUCGAUGAUAGACUCGGCCACGUCUGAGACUCUGACUGACCAUUUAAUGGACCACAAAACGCAUGAAAAUCAAUCCGGAUUGGUGCCAGAUUUAGCUGCUGGGGCAUCACCCACACCGAGCGGCGCCGUCAAACCCAAUGAAUCUGCUGUUUCGCGUCUGGACACCGCAGACGGCAGCAAUGCCUUGACGAGCUCACCCUCGGAAUUGGAAAAAUCGCCGGUGCCCCCAACGCAACCCAUCGAAGCAUCCAUAUCGGUGUUAAACACAGCCGAGGCGGUCUCGAUUAGUCCACAUGCCAUCUCGGCCAUGCCAGAGGCUGACAAUGAGCUGGCCAAUUUGGAGGAGGCUCAAGCUGUCAACUUUGAACACGCCAGGACGCACAAGGAUGGGGGCAGCAGGGAGGAUUUUCAAGUGGAUGACAAGAGACUUUCGCCCGAUGGACAGGGUGGUUCGACAGCGGGCAGCGGCGGUGCCCAUGCCAAAAUAAUCUACCCUGAAGUUAUCAACUGCAAAAAAUCAGUGAUGUUGUCGAAGAAGAAAAAGAAUUCGGUCAUCUUCAGCAUUGAUCUGCCGCAGAAUUCAUUGAUUGAUUCGGACAAAUAUUUCUAUGGAACCAGCAGCGAGGAGUUCCUCAAGGAUGAUGUGGGCAAGGGACGUGGCUGUUGCCGCUGUUGCAGCACGCUCUGCAUGCGUUUCCGUCGAUCGCGCUGCAUGCGAUGCUGUGGUCGGCGCAAGGAUCGUCUCCAUGAUGCCACCGAGGAGCACCCAGUGCUUUCCAGUGCUCGAAGCAGCGCCACAACAACAACCACAACCCAAGUGGAGGUCAUAGACGAAACGAAGGUGGAUAAGAAGAAAAAGGCUCGUUGCUGCCCAAAAUUCAAUUGUUGCAAGAGUUGCAAAAAGAAACCAAAGCCAAGUGGCGAAUCGGAUGUGGAUAAGGAGGAGGCCAAAAUGAGCAGUGACAUGGGGCAAAUGCAUCAACCCAUUCCCAAGCAGCAGCAGCAGCAGGGAAAGUGUGGCAUGUGCCUGCGAAAGGUUUUCUGCUGUCGUUCGGUGAACAAAGUGGAUCCGAUCACAGGCGAUGAGACAGAGCUGAAUAAAUGUUGCUUUUGCAUACCCUGUCGACGCAGGCGAGCAGCUGCUGCUGCCACAGAUCCCAAGGUGGCAUGGCGAGAUCCAGAUCGAGAUCCAGAGCUGGGCAUAACGGCAACAGAUGCGGCUGUCCUGGAGGGUUCCUCGGUGGCCCCGUCCUCCACAGCAGCAGCCGAAGAAGUGACCAAGGUGGGCUGCUGCAAACGAUUCUGGCUCAUGCUGCUCUGUUGCCGUAAGAAGAAACCACGUCGUGGCUCGGAAACACGUCGACAAAGUAUUGUCGCACCACCAAGCGAAGAUACGCGUCGCAAGCUGCACAAUGAUCUGGUGGAAUACACUUCCAAAAUGAAGGGAGCUAUUCCAGUGUUGCCGCUUUAUCUCGCCUGGUUUUGUGCCUUUUGCAAUAUCAUCUUUCCAGGCUUAGGCACUUUGCUUUCCGGAUUGUUCUGCUUGUGUGUCGGCAUUCCACGAUUUUCGCAAUUUGACAGCGCAAGAGCUCGAAUUGGAUCGUUUAUCAUAAAUAUUAUUGUGGCCGUGUCGCAAUUCUUUUGUGUGCUCUUCUGCUUUGUGGGCUGGGGCUGGUCCAUCUGGUGGGGCACCAUAAUGCUAAAGUGUGCAAAGAAACUGAGCAAAAUCAAAAAGGUGGAACGUCUCGAACUGGAAGAGGAACAGCGACAAGCUGAGCUGGCGGCUGCUGCGGGCACCGUUCGCAGGGAGACUGAGACAGCGAAGACUUAAAUGGGACUAGCAACAAUACCAAAACAUUCCAAAUAAAUAUGGUACAACAAAAAUUGCUUCCAGUGACAACAUAACAAAAAAUACAAUUCUAUUUGAACUUCCUUGGAAUACGAGCAGAUAUUCCAGUGAAUAACUAAAAAUCGUCAAACUUCCAGUGACGUAACGGAGAAGAUCAACAAAAUGCACUUCCAUAUGUACAUAGUAUAUAUAGCGAUAUACAUCUAAACAUUUUUGUAUAAAUAAGAAUUUAUAUAAAUUUUCGCGUUUAAGUGAAC